This is a messenger RNA of Centruroides sculpturatus (bark scorpion), 1053 nucleotides long. RefSeq lists its product as uncharacterized. The transcript has a single exon. The record is from RefSeq and is a predicted model, not a curated record. The coding region runs from base 19 to 741 and encodes 240 amino acids. Lineage: Eukaryota; Metazoa; Arthropoda; Arachnida; Scorpiones; Buthidae.
AAUUGAUGGAAUUUUAAAAUGUUUCUCGUCAUCUCGUUAUUGUUUGUUAAUUUAGUUCGGGCAUCUGAAAAGCCUGUUAUUUUUCCAACGCAUUCCAUCAGCCAUGGUUCUCUCCAUCCACGCACGUUUUACCUGACAAACGAGCAAGAAAAUGAAGUUAUCAGAAGAGUUGUUUGUGAAGAUUUCGAUUGCCCAUUCUUCACAGUUGAAAGAGAUCAUCCCAACUUCAUGAGACCAUCCCAACUCCAACAGAGAAAUUAUAGGGAAUCAAAAUUCCUAUUCUCGUCCGACAGGCAAAAAUGCAAUGCAACCAAAACUCUAGAUUUAGCCAUGAGCAAACUUACUGCUUAUAGACAAGGAUCAAAUGCGCGUGAAAAAGUAUAUCCUGCAACUCAACCAGUUCUCGUUCAGAUUGACCAAUUUUCUACAGUUCGUUCCAGCAAUCCUUGGUGUCGAUUGACCUUCACUGCUGGGUUUUACACACCUCAUUAUUGGGGAAUCCCCGCUGCUCCUCUCGAAGCUUCGCUCAAAUUUCUCCAGCUUAAUGAAAAUUUUCCGGUUUUUGUCCAUACAUUUACCGGUUCCAUCGAACGUCAUUUACUUAAUGAGGUCGAAAUCUUUCGAGAAAAUUUAGAAAAACUUCAACUGUGUUACAAAUCAAUUAGGUUUUAUUUAGCCCUGUACGAUAUACCAGUUCUUAAAGAUGAUUCCCGACACGAAAUAUGGUUCGAAAAGUGUUAAAAAAUACAAAUUUCUGUACUAAUGAUGUCAUGUGAUAUAUUGUAUAUAUUAUCUACAAGGUUAUUUUUUGAAUUAAAAAGAUUUGUGUUUUUAAUUCAAACACAAAUCUUUUUAACCUUGAUAUAUAUGAAAAUGCUGGAAAUGUAUGUGAAAAUCUGGAGUUGAGAAGGGAUAUUUUAAAUAUUUUAAAGAAAGAUAAUUUUUCUAUAAUGUUUGUUAAAGGAAGUACUUCCUCUGAUUCAUAAAGAGAAGCAAUGUAGUUCCUUCAAAACUGAUAGUCAAGUGAGGCAUCAAACUCAACUAUCAGCCCAA